CAAAAUUGAUUGAUAAACAAAUAUUUAAGCCCGUGAACUGCUGUGCGGAACCGCUGCUGUACAGCUCGUCAUCCAUUUGGGUAUCAGUUACAACGCAUACGCGGAUAUCAGAACAGAUUUUCCAUACAAUUUAACUGUAUCCCGUGUGCGGAUACCAGUCGCCGUCAUUGCCGCCGCUGCUAUACCUUAAAGCGGAAUCGGUGUCCGAGCUAGACGAAGUGGUUUCAAAGUCCCCGCAUUACACAUCAAUGGCUAUGACUUCGGGCAAGGAUAAUAUGGGGGAGCAACCUAUAUUCACUUGCAAAGCCCACGUAUUCCAUAUAGAUCCCAAGACAAAGAAAUCAUGGAUAUCCGCAUCUACUGUGGCCGUCAACGUUUCCUUUUUUUUCGAUUCCCAUCGGGCACUUUUUCGGAUUAUCAGUGUUGAAGGAAGCAAAGCGGUCGUAAACAGCACGAUUACCCCCAACAUGUCCUUUACAAAAACUUCACAGAAAUUUGGACAAUGGACCGACACUAGAGCCAACACAGUGUAUGGUCUUGGAUUUUCAUCUGAACAGGAACUAAACAAAUUCAUUCACAAAUUUGAAGAAGUUAAAGAAAAAACACGACAAUGUCCAGCCAGUGGUCCACAGCCGAUUCAACCAAAUUACAUGAGCUCAACUACACCUAUUACAAGUGCAAAUGCUAGUCCUGUAACUACACGUAUAAGUCAAUCAUCUGACGGUCAAAGCAUAAUUGAACCACCCAAUAUGACACCUACAGAACCAAAUACUACACCCGAAGAUACUAAUUCAACUGAACAAAUGAUUAAUCAGAUGUCUAAGAAUAUGAUAAUAUCUAAUGCUAAUCACGUUGGAGAAAGUCCAAAACAUCAAGUAAGCAACGAUGGCCGUUUGAUUGGAGGUGGAAAUUCUAUGUCUGAAUCACAAUUAAAAUAUGAAAAUGAAAGAUUAAAAUUAGCUUUAACGCACAGCUCAGCAAAUGCAAAAAAAUGGGAAAUUGAAUUACAAACUUUAAAAAACAAUAAUUUAAGAUUGACAAAUGCAUUACAAGAGAGCACAGCUAAUGUAGAUGAAUGGAAACGUCAAUUACAAUCUUAUAAAGAGGAAAAUCAAAGAUUGAAAAAUAGAUAUCUUGAUGGGGAAGUAGCCAAAGGAGGAUCGGAAGUUGCUUCAGAACUAAAGAAUGAAUUAACUAGUCUUCGCUUAAAAGUUGAAAAUUUGGAUGGCGAAUUAAAGAUUAAAAAUGAAGAAAUUCAAAAGUUGACAAUGAAUAAAAUGCCACUUGAAGAAAAAUGCAAAGUACUCAGUCAAGAAAAUGCUGAACUUCAAGCUGCAGUCAGCCUAGCCCAAGCACAGUUGGAAACAGCUUUAGCAGCACAAGAAUCACAACGACGUGUAAUAGAUACAUUGAACAAUAGUCUGUUUGUGCGUAUACAAGAAUUGGCUGCAAUUCACAGAGAAAUGACUACCGCUAUACAAACCUAAGGUACAAAAUGUGAACAGUUUGAUUAAAAAAAUAACUAUAGAUGGUGAUUUCAAAUUUAAUUUUAUAAUGUCAUAUUAUGGUAAUGAAUAGU
Molecule: messenger RNA, 1579 nt
Organism: Sipha flava (yellow sugarcane aphid)
Lineage: Eukaryota; Metazoa; Arthropoda; Insecta; Hemiptera; Aphididae
Gene: homer
Product: homer protein homolog 2
Exons: 8
Coding region: 249-1487 (412 amino acids)
Biological process (GO): regulation of store-operated calcium entry; G protein-coupled glutamate receptor signaling pathway
Cellular component (GO): cytoplasm; plasma membrane; dendrite
Molecular function (GO): G protein-coupled glutamate receptor binding
Source: RefSeq, a predicted model, not a curated record